CCAUUUUUGAUUUGAGGAAAAAUCAGCAAGGGUUGUUGACGAUUUUUAGUUGAUAGCUCUCAUUUCGUUGUAUUAUUUUCAAUUAUUAAUAUUUAGCGACUGAUAAUCGAGCAAUUGCUGGUUAAUUCCGUGAAGAAGAAAAGAAAGCAAUCUCAAGAUUUUCACAAUGGGUGACUCCCAGGAUCAGAACGAACCGCCGAAAAACCCAAAAGAGUUGGAAAAACUAGAAGAAGCCAAGCUGAAGGCAAAGUUCCCAAAUGCCAUGUUGGGACGUGGUGGACCGGGGGGACACUCGGCAUUCUUGCAGAAGAGGCUUGCUAAAGGACAAAAGUUCUUCGACUCUGGCGACUACCAGAUGGCAAAGCAGCGGCCGGGGAACCUAACAGCGCCCUUCAAGACCCCAGCCGCGCCCGCCAAGCAGCCAACGGGCGACACCAUCCCUACACCGGAAACUGUGCCCGUCCGCAAGACAUCCAUCAUCCAGCCCAAGUUCCAGCAAUCCAGCCAGACCUCCUAGCCCGCCGUUAAGUGACAGGAUUUUGUCUGUUAACCUGGCCAGACUUUCGGGGAUGUUUUGAGCAUUUUCUUGUUUACAGAAAUUUGAUCUUCAUUCUAGUUAUCUAAUUUGACAGGCUUGGAACUAUCACAGAAAAUAAAUUUCUUAAGUGUUUCUUACAGCAAUUUGUGGCUUGGACUUGAUCUUAGUUACACCUUAAUUUAUUGAAAACCUGUAGGGAUUUGAAUGACUAUUCUCACCUGCUGAUUGCUAGUUAAUUUUUACGUGACAAAAAUUUAAAAAAGUCGCAUUUUUGAUUAAAAAUUAUACUGUUGAAUUGACAAGUCUCAAGAUUGACUUCUAAGCAACAGGCAGUUUCUUGGUAUUCAGUGUUUCCAACCGGUUUUGAACAUUCUGUUAGUCUGGAUGGGUUCUAAUAGUUAAGGAGAGUCUUUUCAAAAGGGCUUAUUUCGCUAUGACCACCAUACAAAAAUAAGCCCUUUUGAAAAGACGCUUCUCAGUUAUCAAAAGUGUUUCUCAAUACACAUUUCUUUUAAAUUCUAAUAAUAAUCUUGUCCAACCAGAAUUUAGAAACACUCUUGAUAAUACACAAUAGAAUGUUAACAAUUUAUAUUUGCUUUUCUAGAUGUAGAAUAAAUAAAUGGUGACUGCACUAUAUUCAAUGAUAGCCAACCCUGCAAGCAUAAGAGAGAUUUUAUCACGCUAUUAUUCCACUUUACUUUUUUCUAUGGCGAAAUGCGUUGAAUUUUAGUAUAAGCACCAUUUUUUCCAGGGUCUGAUUAUCCAGGCUGGGACCGUGGGACCUAAGGCUGUCUUUGUGGUCCAACCUAUAUGUACUUGAUCAGACCCCCCCUAAUUUUGUGUUAGUGUGAAACAUCACUUAAAUUAAGAAUGAAGGUUGCCAGAGCUGGAGUUCCAACAUAACUAUUGCUAAUAACCAGGGAUUGACUGAACUAGACAUGUUUCUAGUUUACUUCUCUCGGGUAAAUGUUAGAGCCAGCGCUUAAAUGUGAUAAUUCAUAAAUAAACUUGAGAAAUUAAGCAUUUGCCAGUACAAAACAUCGUCUGGAUUUACUCGGUUUGAUUUCAAAUUAAUGGUAUUUGUAGCAUGUCAUUCUAAAAUGUUGUCCAAACUUGCGGCUUCCCCUGCUCCUGAAUACUUUAAAGAUUACUAUUAGAACAAAUUAAAGUGUUUUUGUAAAUAUUUUAAUUUGUGUUAUUUCAAGUAGGAACUUAUAUAAAUUAUAAACCAAAAUAAAUGUCAUGUACUAAGAAAAAGUGAGCAAGACCUCCAGGACCCAGGGCUGGAAUCGAACCAGCGUCCUCUGCUAUCGCGGCAGGUGCCUCGGCCCCUCGGCCUCGGCUCGUGAUCUGCUCGUUCCCGGCGGCAUAGCGAAUUUUUCCAAGUAUAUACAAUUUUUUUGCCGCGACAGCAGAGGACGCUGGUUCGAUUCCAGUCCUGGCUCCGGAGGCCUUGGUCGCUUUUUCUUAAUAGUAUAUGACAUUUAUUUCGGAAUUAUAAAGUUAUUUAGAGGGUUGAAUUUGAGAGCAAUUAAAACAUGUUAGCUCUAGUCGAGGGAAUACCCAGCUUUGGAGGGGCACCACUUUCACUAAGCACUGAUUGUUGAUGUAUUAAGUUAAUAGUUAAUACUAUUAACAUGUGAUUAAUGUUCGGUCGUAAUUAGGGAUGUAUGUUGAAAUUUUAAUCUUAUAAGAUCAAGCGUUAUAUUUUUAUGUAUAAAAUUUAGGCAUAGUCUUUGGGAUUUGUGUACAUUGUCAUAAGUGUUUCCAUUCAAUCUGUCACUUACAUAGGCAUCAUCGGUCUCCAUAAAUUGCAAUUAAAUACAGCAUGUUUUCAUAAUGUUUAUAAUAAGUUCUUAGUACAGCUAACACUAAUUUUGCAACGCAAACUAUGGCUGAACGUUUUAAAAACAUCCUGAAACGUGGCCCGGUUUUUAUCUGGUUGUCGUUUAUUUUUCCUCAGAUUUCGAUAAAAUUUGGUGGAUAGAUUAAUGAAAUCCCUGACACUUUAUGUACUAUUACUAUUAUUAUUUGUAAUUCCUUAAAAAAAAUUUUAGACACUGAUUUCGUAUUUAUUCCGCCCAGAAUGAGCUAUUCAAACUGACCAAAUUUUAUCAACAUCUGACAAAAAAACGACAACAAAAUAAAAAUCAGCACACAACUGUAUGCAAUGAAAAACAGAUAAUUACAAAUUUGUAAUUAUCUGUUUUAACACUUGUUUUUAAUUGUUAUUCUUAAGGGAAUCCACGUCAUCUAAGUAUUUGGCAUCUGCAUGUUAUAUAAACACGUGAAUGUACAUACAUAGCCAUAGCGUAGCUCGGCCUUGCUGUCAUGUAAUGAUAACUGUACGUUAGACCAUUCAAUAAUGUCCACAUAUCAACUGAUAUGAUAUGGUUAGGCUGCCUUUCCUCUGAGGUGGUGAAAGGAGACGCACAAGAAUCAACAAAUAGCGGUUGUAAUCCAGCAUAGCGGAGAAGAUUUUGACAUUGGUUGAUUCUCCUGUUUAUUCUCAUCUCCGCCUCAGUGGAAAGGCAGCCUUAGUACAUAAUGCCAUGUGUAUGAAUGUGAUAUGGAGUAGUAUGAUCUGUUCAAUAGUUUAGGGUUCGAGUAGACAAAUUUAAAAUGGGCCCCUAAAUUAAAUUUCUUAUUUUUCACUGGAGUAAACUAUGAUUUUAAUAACAAUCUGCCCAAAGGCACAAUCCAACUGUCUUUUUAGUACAAAUCAGACGGAUUGGAUAGUAAAUUCUAUAACUAAAUUUAGUAUCUGCGAUAUCAACUGGCUAUCAAUCGUUUGUGCUAAGAAAAUGAUAGAAUAUAAAUUAACUAAUUGAGGCUUGAUCUAAUUAUUUAUGAAUGAGGAUUUUUUAUAUAUAUCAAAUGUGAGUUUACUGCAGUGAAUUUAAAAUUUGUAUUUAGGGGAAUUUGUGAAAGAGAGAAUGUUGUGAUCGCCAUUAAAUUGGAAGCAUAUUAGACCCAUUCAUUUGCAUUUCAUAGUCUGUAUAUUGGUAGUAAAAAUA
Molecule: messenger RNA, 3555 nt
Organism: Cydia strobilella
Lineage: Eukaryota; Metazoa; Arthropoda; Insecta; Lepidoptera; Tortricidae
Gene: endos
Product: cAMP-regulated phosphoprotein 19
Exons: 4
Coding region: 167-517 (116 amino acids)
Cellular component (GO): cytoplasm
Molecular function (GO): protein phosphatase inhibitor activity
Source: RefSeq, a predicted model, not a curated record